AUGCGAGAGAGAAUUGCGUUGUCGGCUGCUCUGUGCGCGUUUUUGGUGCGUUUGCCUGGUGGAAGCGGCGUCGGAUCAGAGCUCGUCCUCCCUUCUCCACCUCAUCGUCCUCAUCCAUCCUCGUCCAUCUUCAUCUCGACAGGAACCGGCUCGGCAGCUUUGCUCGACAUCGCAUCACCGCCAACGCCAACGCCAACGCCACCGUCUUCGGCGCCCUUGAUCCUGCUUAGCCCUUCUCCUCCGCUUUCCCGCAUGUUGGACGAUAGCCCACGCUAUGCAAGAUCCUUCCUCGACUCGAUCCUCACCCCCAAGAAUGGCACCGCUCCUACCACCCCCACCCAUCCGCAGUCCUACUCGUCCAACUCCACCACCGCAACCGCCAACACCGCCUCGUCCUCCGCCUCCUCCUCCAGCGGUGUAGCUCCUCUCCUCACCCCCGCAUUCAAGCCGCACAAACCCUCCUCGCUCUCCUCCUCGGCAUCCGCUUCCGCCUCCGAGGACGGCGCGGCGCCGGAUCGCGACUCCAGCCGUCCAGCCUCUCCGUCACCCUUUGGCUCGCCCAAGCUCAACAUCGCCGCCAUCGAGUUCAAGCCGCGCGCUGCCACUCCCACCGCCUCUUCCACCGCUGGUCCUUCCGCCACACUCACACCCACCCAGCCAGCGCCCCACCUCGUGCGCCGUCCCAGCUCCAACUCCAGCAGCACCAACCUCGCCCUCGCCAACAAGAGCCACGCUGGCGCCGGUGACGACGACGACGACGAAUUCUCGCCCUUUGGCUCUGUCAAACCCACCCAGCAGCAGCCCAUCAGCUUUGCAGGCUUCACCGCCUUCGAUCCCAACGCCGGCUGGACCUCGGCAAAUCACGCCAGCAACGACGCACAUCAGCACUGGUCCAGCUCGGAUGCUCACGCCAGUCUCUCUGCGCGGGCCGAUUCGAGCGAGGCGAAGCCCGACACCAGUGCGCCCCUCACUCCUUUCGACAUGCUCUAUUCCAUCCUCGUCACCGGAACCAAAGCCGGCUCGUCCGAGUGGAGCCCAGAGCAGGUGGACGAGGCGCUCGUCAUGCACAACUACGACAUCGAAAAGACGCUCGCUGCCAUCUGGGAUAACGACGGCAAGCCACUCGGCGACGGCUCCCAGUCGCUCCUCGCCGGCGGACCCUCGCUUCCCCGAGCACCAGUCGCGCCCGCCUCCACUGAUUCGCCCCGAGCGUUCGCAACUCCGCUGCCAGCCACCGCCGGCGUCAAGGCAGGCGUCAACGUCAUGUCCAGAGAGGCGCUCGGUCUGGCUGCCACGCGUGGACAGCGUCCGGGCCUUUCGCGCUCGGGCUCGUCCCAGUUGACGCCACGAUACGAGGCCGCUGCGGGGGCGGGGGCGGGAGCAGGCGGCGCAGGCGCCCGAGUCUGCCGCUACUUCCUGGCUGGAGAGUGUCGACGCAGCGACUGCCGCUUCUCGCACGACCUCGACAACCGCGCCGUAUGUCGCUACUGGCUCAAGGGCCACUGCGCUCACAACCCGUGCAACUUUCUGCACGACUACGACGCGCUCAACCAGCUCGCCACCGGCAUCGUCUCCGGGCUCAACGUGAGCGACAGCAGCCUGCAGCGACAAGCAACGCCGGAAGCGAGCGACUUCAUGGGUGCGGCGAGUGGCGGCGAUGCAAAGGAAGACUUCCCCGAGCUUGGCGCGACGGGCAAAGAUGCAAACUCCAAGAGCUCGUAUGCGGCGACGCUGGGAGGAGGUGCGGAUGCAUCCAGGAAUCGGUGGGCGGCUACGUUGCAGAAGAAGGCGCCCGCGGAUGCUGCGACGCGUGCGCAAGACGAUGCGCAGGGUGUGAUCAGCAUUCACUCCAAAGCCGGGCCCAUCCGCUCACAGCCAGCGGCGUCGAUCAAGCCCACGGGUAAGGCGUCGUCGUCGUUGUCGGCAGCGGGGCGAGGCUCGGCUCGCAUCCCGCUGCGACCGUCUGCACUGCUUCCGACGCUUUUGACGGGCAGCAGCGCGUCCGAGACGUACCUCGCGCAUCGAGGCGACGUACUGUCAUUGGCCGAGCAGAGGAACAAGCUUCUGGCGCGCGCAUCCGAGGCGUAUCGCAAAGGCGACGUGGCAUCGGCGAGCAAGUACAGCAAGGAGGCAUCGACGCUCAAUCAGCAGUACGAGAGCGAGUCGCGCACGGCGGCGCAUGCGAUUGUCAAGGAGCGACUCGGCGAGCUGCGUUCGCGACUCAACGAUCCGAACCUGUCCGGCUCCAACUCGGCGCAGAGCACCGAAGCUGGUGCGCGCAGCCUGCGUGGCAAGGUGGUGGGCAACGGACUUGGAGUGUGUCUGGGCGUACUGCGGCCCGGUGCAUUGCAAGGCUCGAUCACGGCGAGCCUGUCGAUGGACGAGCGCACAGAGUGCCUGUUGGACCUGCACGGACUGCACGCCAAGGAGGCGGUGGAGCUGACCGAGGAGUUCCUGCUGGGUCUCGAGGCCGAGGGCAUCCAGGGGCUCGCGUAUCUCGCCAUCGGCAAGGCAAAGCACAGCAGCAAGGAGACCGACAAGCGCCGCGUCAAGGUGGGCGGCUUUGUGAGGCAGUUCUUGAGCAGCUACGCGUAUCCGUUUGCCGAGAGCGACGGCGUGCUCGUUGUCGAUCAUCUGUCGCACUCGUAG
This is a messenger RNA of Moesziomyces aphidis, 2649 nucleotides long. The record is from the annotation of a GenBank genome assembly. Lineage: Eukaryota; Fungi; Basidiomycota; Ustilaginomycetes; Ustilaginales; Ustilaginaceae.